CGACAUCACUGUCUUCAUCCAAGAUGUCAAUGAUCAUAACCCUGUGUAUCAAAGCAGUCAUUAUGAGAGGUCUAUCCAUGAGUCUAAACCAGUCAAUGAACCAAUAUUCCAACUGAUUGCCAUUGAUGAAGACUUGGGCCAGAACGGUGCUCUUGUGUACAACAUCACAAGAGGAAACCUGCAACAUCGGUUUGGUAUAUUUCCCCGAUGGUACUCUCUAUGUUGCUCAUAAACUGGACAGAGAAGAAAGGGACAUCUAUUCUUUGUCUGUGACCGUCAGCGACCGGGGUGCAGAGCCUAGAAGCUCGGUAGCCAACAUAACAUUUCAUAUUCUCGACGACAAUGACAACAAACCAGUUUUUAGCAAUGACACAUAUGAACUCUAUGUUCGAGAAAACAUGCCCCUGAGAACCUUCACUGGAACAGUCCGGGCAACAGAUGCUGAUAUAGGUAGAAAUGCUGAGAUUAUCUUCUCAGUUGGAGGUGAUCAAACCAAUUUUACUAUCAAUCCUCAAACUGGAGAGGUAUUCACAUUGAAAUCUUUUGAUAGGGAAAGUAUGCAGACUCUAAUGGGAAGAGAUUAUUAUGCUUUUGAGGUAACAGCAACCGAUAAUGGACUGAAACGUCUUCAUGAAACUGCUUUAGUGAAAGUUUAUGUCACAGAUGAUAAUGAUAACCCACCAAUCUUCUCGAAGCAAAUCUACACUUCAUCUGUGAUGGAAAAUGCCCAGCUUGGAGUGAGACUCACCACAAUCACAGCCACUGAUGUUGACAUUGGAGAAAAUGGAGCAAUUUCUUACGUGUUCCUGUCAGGAAAUGAACAGAAGAAGUUCAGGAUUGAUGAAACACAGGGUAACGUUUUUCUCAUCGCUGAGCUAGAUCGUGAAACAAUAGAUCACUAUGACCUAAUCAUCUUGGCCUCUGACUCUGUGGAUGUGAGCAACCGCCUCAGUGCCACUGCUACUCUGCACAUCACCGUCAUGGACUUCAAUGACAACAUACCAAUGUUUGUCUCUCCUCCAUCAGAAGCCAGCAUCCUUGAGUCAGCCCAGCCUGGAGAACUUAUUGCUUCGUUUUCUGCUGUGGAUGAUGACAUUGCCAACAAUGCCGUCCUCUUCUAUGACAUCAACCUUGGCAACAACGGAAACUUCUUCAACCUGGACAGGCACACGGGUAAACUGUACCUAAACAAACCCCUGGACUACGAGAAUACCAAGAAGUUUACUCUGGAGAUAAUGGUGUCUGACGCAGGGGAUGGUGACCACCAAACACUGUCGUCCAGCACCUCAUUCGUCGUCAAUGUCCUGGAUGUCAAUGACAAUGCUCCCAUAUUCAGUGAUGGGUCCAUCUCAAGCUCUGUGAGGGAAGAUUCCGCAAAGGGCAAAAAUGUGGCUUCAGCUAAUGCCUUUGAUGCUGACUCAGGUCCAAAUGGGCAGAUUCUGUACAGCAUCAUUCAACAGAACCCUGUGGGCAACAACUUCCAGAUAAACCCUGCAACUGGUGAUAUUUACAUCCAUGAGAAGGUUGACCGAGAAGUGUCUGAACUCUACACAGUAACCGUCAUGGCAACAGAUCAGGCAACAGAUCCACUUUUAAGACUCUCCUCCACGAAAAUCGUCAGCCUCAUCAUCCUCGAUGUAAAUGACAAUGCACCAACAUUUAAGUCUCAGAACACAUUUCCUGUUUCUUCAAGUGCCACUCGUAGCAUCAUCACCACAAUCGAAGCAGAUGAUCCUGACACCGGUAAUAAUGGACGCAUAUCGUUCAGUAUGGUGUCUGGUGACACCACUCUGUUCUCCUUGGCCUCCAGUGGACAGUUGAACCUGUUGAAGAACUUCCCUGUGAAUCCAGUCUCCUACUCCUUGACAGUCAAGGCCACUGACCAUGGACAGGAUGAUGGGAGGCCCGAUCCCAAAUCAACAAGCAUGGACUUUACAGUUUUGGUCAUAUCUGAAAGUGGUGGUCCUAUAUUCUCCUCACGUUCGUACAGUAGUGGUGUUCAAGAGAACCAGCCUGUUGGUACAAGCGUUUUGCAAGUAGAUGCGACAUCUUCCCAGUCUGGAUUACGUGUAGAAUACUUUCUCACAGGCGUUUCAGGCUCCGCAGGAAGGAUAUUUGACAUUAAUAAAUCAACUGGAAGGCUUACCACUGCACAAGUUCUUGACAGGGAAAAAUUACCGGAAUAUGUGGAUGUCACCAUUUAUGCUGCACUGAUUGGUGGAAAUGGCCCAAGAACUCGCUCCACUCAGGCUCGGAUUCGGAUUGUGGAUGAGAAUGACACGCCCCCACGCUUCUCAAGCUCCCUCUUCCUGGAGACCAUCUCCGAGAAUGCCCAGCUUGGACAGUCCAUAUUGAAGGUUGAUGUCUCCGACCCAGACACCAUCGGCAGCACACAGUUACAGCUGAAUGGAAAUGGCGCUGAGGAUUUCUCUAUAAGUCAAGAUGGUACUUUGAAAACAGCAAGAGUUUUGAGUCGAUCCCGAAGGAGGUCAUAUGCUUUCCGCAUCCAAGCUUCAGAUGGGCAGCAGACGUCAUUUUCCGAUGUUCAGAUCUCAGUCAGGGAUGAAAACAAUCACCCUCCUGAGUUCACCCACUCUUUUUAUUCCUUCGAUGUCCCCGAAAACUCUGCAAUUGGCACAACAGUUGCUAGUGUCACAGCCAUUGACCAGGAUGAGGCAUCCAAUGGUCAGGUGACCUAUGAACUGGUUUCUGAUUGGGGGAAAAGCAAGUUCCAAGUUGAAGGCAGCCUGGGCACCAUAACACUGAUUGACCAACUCGACUUUGAGGAGGUACAGUUGUACACCCUGAACAUCUCCGCUAAUGACGGCGGCAGUCCCUCCCGCGUCAGCACCGUUACCGUCUACAUGAACGUGAAGGAUGUCAACGACAACACGCCUGUCUUUGAUCCAAUGUCUUACAGUCAGGAGAUCUGGGAGAACGCCCCCAUUGGGACAACACUCCUCAACGUCAGAGCCACCGAUAUAGACACAGGCAUCAACAGUCAAAUCCGGUACUCUCUAGCGGGUGGAGAUAGGAAGAACCAGUUUGGCAUCGGACCGUUUAAUGGAACGAUUUACACCAUCGGCUACCUGGACAGAGAAAACAUCCCAACCUAUCGUCUGAUCGUCAUAGCAACUGACCAAGCAGAGCCCCCUAGUGAUAGAUUAUCAACUUCAGCAACUGUCACAAUUCAACUGAAGGAUGUGAAUGAUUGUCCUCCCAAGUUCAAGAGCCCCAAUGCAACCUGGGUAAAGGAAGACUCGAGCAGGGGGUCGGUUGUGUUCACUGUGCUGGCAACAGAUGCCGACUCUGGUCAGAAUGGUCAGGUGUCGUACAGUCUCGCAUCUGUUCCUGGGUUUGGAUAUCCGUUUACUCUGGACCAAGCAAGUGGACACCUCCAAGUGAACACGGGCCUGGAUAGGGAAACCAUUGCAAACUACUCUCACCUCACUGCUUCUGACAAAGGUCAGCCAUCAUUGAGCACCAUACAGAGUCUGACUGUUCAUAUUGAAGACGUAAAUGACAACGCCCCGCAGUUUAUGAAGCAGACGUAUGGUGCAACAGUGCCAGAAGACAUUGCUGUUGGCAAGAGCUUGCUGAAGGUUUCUGCAACUGAUCUGGAUGAAGGUUUGAAUGGAAUCAUUCGUUAUUACAUCAUCAGAGGGGAUGACAACUAUGACUUCAAUCUGGACAUGAGUAGCGGUGUUCUAAGGAUACAGAAGAAUCUGGACUAUGAACGAAAUCAGCAGUACCACCUGAUUGUCCAAGCAGAAGACAGUGGCGUCCAUGUUGUGCGCAGUGCAACAGCUUCCAUAGUCGUUAAUGUCACUGACGUCAACGACAACGCACCUGUGUUUGUAGAUUCACCCUAUGUUGCAUUUGUUCAGGAAAACAACAGAAACAUUCCUGUUCACUUAAUGCAAGUGACGGCCAGAGACGAUGACUCAGCACCGAACAGUCAACUGACUUAUUCUCUUCUAGACGAUGAUGGAAUAUUUCAAAUUGAAGGUCGGUCAGGGGAGAUAACUGUUCAUCAGACACUUGACAGGGAAGCCACAGCAGAAUACAAACUCAUCAUUAUCGCCAAAGAUUCAGGUUCUCCUCGUUUGACAGGAUCAGGGACCAUCAAGGUGUUGGUACAGGACGUCAAUGACCAUUCUCCAGCGUUUGACAACACGCAGUACACAGGACAUGUCCUGGAGAACCUGUCCUCGCCUACCUCCGUACUCUCGGGAGCCACAGACCAGGACGAGGGGGAAAACGCAGAGAUUGUCUACAGCUUGGAGAACAGCAUGGGGGAGAAGUUCACCAUAUACCCAGACACCGGUCAAAUCGUUACCUUGGCAAUACUGGACAGAGAGGAACGCAAUGAGUAUGAGCUAGUUGUCAUUGCCUCAGACAGAGGCAUCCCCCCUCAGUCGGCCACCACCAAGGUUGUGAUCCACAUAGACGAUAACAACGACAAUUCCCCCGAGUUUGAGCAGCAAAGCUACUCCCAGGUUGUUCUAAGUCCAACGGCCACAGGAGCAUUUGUGCUUGGAAGUGACCGCCAUAGAUCGAGACAUCGGCAGCAACGGCCAGGGCAAGGUUCCAACUCCAACACUGUCACUGUUCGCGUGGACAUGAUCUCGUCCUCCGAAUCUAAACCCAUCUUCAGCCCAUUUGAUGUGAACCUGUCUGUAAAGGAAAACUCUCUCCCUGGUAAGAUUCUCACCACCGUAUCAGCCACUACGACCAGGACCAAUCAGAUCCUGUAUUACAUCGCCGGGGGCAACGUCAACCGAGGAUUUGGAAUCAACCAACUGAAUGGUACCAUUUCUGUGUUUGGAGUCAUUGACUACGAAACUACCAGGAGCUUUGAGCUGUGGAUUGAGGCCAAUGAUGGAGGCAACCCAGCUCUGUCAGAGUAUAAGAUGAUGAGGGUGAGCGUAGAGGACGAGAACGACAAUGCUCCUCGGUUCCAACAGAGUCACUACAACACCAGCAUUCUGGAGAAUGUUCCGAAGGGUCGUACAUUGAUACAGCUUUCGGCCACUGACCUUGACUCCAAUCAAAAUGGCCAGAUCACAUACUCCAUCCACAGUGGUAAUACCAAUAAAACCUUCCAAAUUGAUGCUCAGUCUGGCCUCAUCUCCACCUUCAACAUCGUGGACAGGGAAGGCAUCAGCCUCUUCCAUCUCAUUGUAAAGGCUGAAGACCAGGGUACCCCAAAACUGACCUCUACUGCAACAGUGACAAUCCACAUCCUUGAUGAAAAUGACAACCCACCCAAGUUUACAAGGCGAUACAGUCUGUCAGUGCCGGAGAAUGUCCCUCUCAACAGCUUCAUCGUACAGAUGAAAACGUCCGACAAGGACAUCGGUGACAAUGCCAAGUCAACCUUUAAGCUGCAGAAUGAUCAUGACAAGCUUAGCUUUGCUAUUGACAGCAUCAGCGGCAACAUCUCCACCGUGGCACUGUUGGAUGCAGAGAAAGAAGACAGAUACUACCCCAGUGUUGUUGCUGUGGAUACUAACUUCAGAGUAUCAACUCAGGUCUUCAUCAAGGUCCAAGAUGUCAAUGACAAUGCUCCUGUGUUCAUAGAAGACACUCUCAGCUUUGACUUCCAGGAAAACCAGUCAGCCAAUGCAGUGGUUGGAAGGUUAAGGGCAAUGGAUGCGGACUUGGAACAACCCAACAAUCAGUACAUCUUCUCACUGAAACGCCCCUCAGAUAUCUUUGAAAUAAAUGCUGAAACUGGAGACAUUACUGCCUUACAAACACUCUACUACCGUCACGUGCCAGACCAUCCCCUGUCCAUCAACAGAUACACCCUAGAUGUUGUGGUGACAGAUCUUGGAACACCCUCCUUGUCCUCCGAGAACAUGGUGAUCAUCACCGUCAUUGAUGCCAAUAACCAUCCUCCUCAGUUUGUACAGAGCAGCUACUUCUCAGCCGUGCCAGAAAACAGAGCAAUUGGGGACCAUGUCAUCUCUAUACUGGCUGUGGAUGAACAUGACUAUGGAAUCAAUGCAGAAGUGUUCUAUUCGGUUUCAGGAGGAAACGGUUCUCAGUUCUUCCAGAUUGAUCAAGAUACUGGCUUCAUUACCGUGAAAGCUUCUCUUCAGGGCCGACAGAAUGCUGAUUACCUCCUGUUUGUGAAAGCCCAGGACAAAGGUACACCUCCCCAGUCCACUACAGUAGACGUUCACUUCAAGAUCACCGAUGUCAACAACUUUGCUCCAGAGUUUGCAACUCAGAUCUUCCAGAAAACCAUCGCUGAAGACACUCCUAUCGGGCAGACCAUACAGACUUUCUCAGCAACAGAUAAUGAUCCUGGCAUCAAUGGCCAAGUCAUGUAUCUUAUCUCCUCUGGGAACAAAGAUGGUCUAUUUCACAUGGGGAAAGAAAGCGGUGCACUCAUUAUUGCCAAGGCUCUUGACUUUGACACCCAUCCAACUCAUCUUCUGACUAUCAGUGCCAGAGACAAGGCUCUUGUGUAUAAGGAGAUCAACAGGACAUUCACUCUCCAUCUCACUGAUGUAAAUGACAACCCGCCUGUGUUUAACCAGACCUACUAUGAUGCCUACAUCCCCGAGAACUCGGCCCCUUCCACAUCCUUCUACACGGUCCAUGCUACAGAUGCAGACAGUGGGGACAAUGCCAUCAUCCACUAUUCAAUAGUCGGGAACUCCAUUUUCACCAUUGAGAAGGAGACAGGAAUAAUGAGAUCCCAGGGUAGUCUGGAUUAUGAGGUGAAGGACGCUUACUCCGUGACGAUCAUGGCCUACAACCCAAGCGAAUUAAAUGGGGGAUCGGAUAUGAAGAAGACUGUUGUCACCGUUCAUGUCCAUGUGGUUGGUGUCAACGAAUACUUCCCUCAGUUUGAGAAAUCACGCUACAACUUCAGAGUCAGUGAAUCUGCAACAAUCAACUCAUCCAUUGGGUCAGUCAUGGCAACAGAUCAAGACAAGGGUAUCUGAUGGCAUAGUAUAUUAUUUCCUCAUUGGCUCCAGCAACCUUAGAGGAUUUCGCAUCGACCAUCAGACUGGAGUUAUUCAUGUUGCCGGGCGACCAGACUACGAGUCCUCGCAAGAGAUAAUUCUGAAUGUAAUGGCCAAG
This is a messenger RNA of Haliotis rubra (blacklip abalone), 7101 nucleotides long. Its product is annotated as cadherin-related tumor suppressor-like. The record is from RefSeq and is a predicted model, not a curated record. Gene Ontology annotation, biological process: homophilic cell-cell adhesion. Gene Ontology annotation, molecular function: calcium ion binding. Gene Ontology annotation, cellular component: plasma membrane. Lineage: Eukaryota; Metazoa; Mollusca; Gastropoda; Lepetellida; Haliotidae.